UGGUGACUCCGCCAUGUCAUCACAAACAAAUAAAACCAUCAUUGACAAUCUCCAACUGGCUUACAGGGCUGUUCUUCUCCAAAUUGUUCGCAGUUUGGAGAAGGAUCAGCAAGAGCAGCUUCGUUUCUACUUUAAAGAGCUCAUUAAGAUGGGAGAUCCUAGAGCUUUGAGCAUUCUGUCUUCCUUAGAAAAUGAGGGAAAGAUCUCUUGGACAGAUGUCUCUUUUCUAAAAGACGGUUUGCGUGAAGUAGGAAGACUGGAUCUGGCAAAAAACUUAACGGAGUUCGAGAUCAAGCGAAAUUUGACAGUCCUUCUUGAUUUCUAUGCAAGGAUGAGGCAAGGAAGCAGGGAAUCGAGCAUUCGAUCUGCUCUCGAUUCAGUAGAAAAGGUCGCAGAAUAUUUGUUGAUAAUUACUAGGGACGUAGCUCAAGACGGAUUUGAUGUUAGCGAGAGCGUCAGAUCUUUGGUGGGGGAGUCGAGAGAUGUUAAGAACCUCAUGCGUGAGUUUGAAGAGAAAUGUGAUCAAGAACUGACUGAUCCAUGGAGUAAGCUAACGCUUCUUAUCGUCUUCAGCUGUGAAAUUCUUGCCGUGGCUUUGGCGAAGGAAGAGCAUCACCAGAAGCAGGAAGUAAUGAGGUUGCUUUUCACAGCGGCUGAAGAUCUCUUCCCUCGGAUAUUGAAACUGGGAAAUUGGGUAGGCUAAAGUGAAAUUUAAUUAGUUGAGCGAUCAACGAUUUUGACCAUUAAUAUUUGAGGUCUAGUUUACUAAAUGGCAGUUUCAUAUUGUUUUUGAUGAAGGAUGUUAUAAACCCUGGCCUAUAAAUAAUUAAAACACACCCCUUACUUUGAGGUGAUUGGUUUUAAUGAAACACGUGAUGUGAAUCGAAAAUCGAAAGUAGAUAUGGAAAGGGGAACGCGUUGCGACCUGCAUGAGGAUACUACGCUACCUCUAAUAUUUCGGAUUCUUUGGGUUUCAGUAGUGUUUGUUCCCCACCACCUUUUGACAAAUUUUACGAUCAAAAAGAAGCCUUGAAGUCUCGUCCGUGAGUUGACAAGACAGCGACUAAAAUUGCGUCUCCCACUAAAGGAAACAGCUGAAACAGGAAGACGCCCGUUCAAGCACACAGGCUUGGUUUACUUUAAGCUAGAGGUGUCAGAAGAGUUACGCAGGGAUCUGACUGACUUGUGGCAGCCAAGCGUUCUUACCGACGUUGUUAUUUAAUCUUUUAAUGACGGCUCUUCUCAUCAUUGCGAAGCAGAAUUCGCUAAGGAAUGGAUAGUUGACCCACAUCAAAGAUAAAAACACUUCUUUUUUAAAAAGCUUUCUACAAGGAUAGUAUAAUCUUCUAUAUUUUAACUGUCGGUAUUUUUUGAAUUUAUCUUAUUGCGACUUGAAAACCUUAAAUAGAUUUUUUAAAUUAGUGUUUUUAGCAAUACAGUUGUGAAUUUAAUUAAUUUAAAAACAACCAUUGUCAAGCGUCAUUGAGCUCAUAGAAAUGGCGCUAUAUAAUUUUUGCAUUAAUAUUAUUAUUAUCAUUAUUGUUAUUAUUAUUAUUAUUAUUAUUAUUAUUAUUAUUAUUAUUAUUAUUAUAUACGGGAGCCCAUAAUAAUAAUAGUUAUAUUAUUAUUAUAACUUUGGGGUAUGACAUGGCUGGAAUUCUUUUUGACCUACGUGUUUGUUUAUCUGUUUGUUUUUUCUUUUUCAGGAAGAGUUUUGCGACCAUGUGACUAAACGAUACCAUCUUGUUUAUAAUCAGGAGAACGCAGUGUCGGAUACAGAAGCCACCAGCCUAACCAUCAAAAAGCAGAUAGCGGAUGUAGUCCAACACUUGAAGCAGACCAACUUUUUCUCGUAGAAAGGCUGUUAAAUCCUGGUGUUCAUUAGCGACGGGGUUGGAGUCGUAAGAGUGCUUAUCAUAGUUAAUGACAUAGUGAAUAUUAAACAUUGGAAGUGUAAGUAGCUCGACGUAAUCGGAUAUGGAAGGAUCACAACGCUUUCAUGCACUUCUGGGUCCGUUAGUUGAGUUGUUUUUUCACUGGAUUUUAAUCUCUGCGCUUUUAAUUCUGAUAACGACUCCAACUCCGUCGCUGGCGAAGAUCAUCCUUUAACUGCUUGUUCUUUUUUUUUUAUUCAACCGGCCCACUUUUU
Molecule: messenger RNA, 2149 nt
Organism: Porites lobata
Lineage: Eukaryota; Metazoa; Cnidaria; Anthozoa; Scleractinia; Poritidae
Source: the annotation of a GenBank genome assembly